Molecule: messenger RNA, 582 nt
Organism: Fusarium musae
Lineage: Eukaryota; Fungi; Ascomycota; Sordariomycetes; Hypocreales; Nectriaceae
Exons: 1
Coding region: 1-582 (193 amino acids)
Source: RefSeq, a predicted model, not a curated record
AUGGAUAGCAAAGCACCUGCAGACAACGCAAGAAAGGACCUCAGGCCGAUCAAGCGAUUUGUCACCACCCAUACACCUGAAGGAACCACUACUUUCUCAAAUGCCUUGUCUGAGGACGCUCCAUUCCAAACCCUGCCAGAUAAUGUCGACUUUGCCCUCUGCUACGCAACCAACCAGUUCCCCGUCAACCUCAACGACGAGGCAGAUAUCGGUACAUAUCAACACUAUACCCAAAACCUUCCUGGAAUCACUCUGCCGACAGGCACAGUUCUUCGCGUCGUGGAUAUACCUCCUGGAGCGAUAUCGCCUAUGCAUCGCACAAUCAGCCUGGAUUAUGGCGUCGUAUUGGAAGGGGAGAUUGACUUGAUCCUAGACUCUGAUGAGAAGCGAGUCAUGAAACGGGGCGACAUUUCUGUUCAGCGGGGAACCAAUCAUGCCUGGAAGAAUAGGAGCGAGGACUCAUGGGCACGAAUGCUUUAUGUUUUGCAGCCUGCUACAAAUCUGAGAGUUGCCGGUCAAGAACUCUACGAUAAUUCGAUGCAUACUAUUCCCGGUUAUGAGGAGGAAGCGGGGAAGAACUAG